AGAUGAAGAUGGGUUCCUCAGAGACCCAAGUUCUCGUUGAAAGUCUUCCCUCCGAUUCCUCUGAAGAACAAUUCCUAGCUUAUGAAGAUGAAAAGAUCCAACAUCUUGUGCCAGACACACGGCCAAGGCCGAGUUUUCUCUCCAUCAUCCAAGAGCCAUUUUUAUGGCUCCGGAUGCUCUGCAAGCAACUAAACACAAGCUUCGUCUUCGGUGUAUUUUUGGUGUAUGGCUUCAGUCAAGGCUUCUCCUGGUCAUUCUUCAGAGUUGUGUCAGAUUAUUAYUGGAAGGAUGUUCAGAAGGUCCAGCCUUCCGCAGUCCAAUUAUAUAUUGGGCUCUAUUACAUCCCUUGGGUGAUGAAACCCAUCUGGGGUCUUCUCACUGAUGUCUUCCCGGUCAGAGGUUAUCGGCGCCGGCCAUACUUCAUACUGGCCGGAGUUGUGGGCGUUGUUUCAGCUUUAACAAUUUCUUUUCAUGGAAAUUUGUCAGCUUUGGUGGCGUUGGUUUGUCUGAUUGGAAUCACAGCGGGUGUGGCGAUCGCCAACGUGACUAUUGAUGCAUGCAUUGCGAGGAACAGCAUUGAGAUGCCGUCCUUGGCACCGGAUUUGCAGAGCCUUUGUGGGUUCUGCACUUCAGUGGGAGCCUUGAUCGGUUACUCUACUAGUGGCAUGUUUGUUCAUCAGUUGGGCGCACAGGGGUCUCUGGGGCUCUUAGCGAUCCCAUCGGCACUGCUGGUUCUGCUUGGAUUUGUGAUAUAUGAGCUGAGGAGUAGUAUGCGUUCUGAGAAGAAGGCUGCAUUGGAGAAGGUUGGGGGAGCAAUUAAUGGCAUGUACAGGACCAUGAAGAUUCCUCAAGUGUGGAAACCCUCUGUCUAUAUGUAUCUAUCUCUGGCCCUUAGCAUAAGCACUCAUGAAGGCCAGUUCUACUGGUACACCAACCCAAAAGCUGGCCCAGCAUUCUCUCAGGAGUUUGUUGGGAUGAUAUAUGCUAUUGGUGCAAUGGCUUCCAUUGUAGGUGUCCUAAUCUACCACAAGAUUCUGAAGGAUUACCCUUUCAGGACCCUAAUCUUCUAUGCCCAACUCCUCUAUGCAGCCACCGGCAUGCUCGAUGUCAUCUUUAUUCUCAGGUGGAACUUAAAACUUGGGAUCCCUGACUACUUCUUUGUAGUCUUGGAAGAGUGUGUGUCUAGAAUUGUAAGCAGAAUAAGAUGGAUGCCCAUGAUUGUGCUAAGUACCAAGCUUUGCCCUCUAGGCAUCGAAGGAACCUUCUUCGCCCUACUGAUGUGCAUCGACAGCCUCGGUUCGCUCUCCUCCAAGUGGGGUGGAGGCAUGAUUCUUCAAAUGUUUCAUGUAACCAGAACAGAUUUCACAAAUCUUUGGUUGGUACUCUUCAUCAGGAAUAUGCUGAGAUUUGCAACAUUGAGCUUCAUUUUUCUUGUUCCUAAAGCUGACCAAUCAGAUAUUUUGAUACCAUCUGACCUACUGAUGAGGGCUCAGGCUGCCCCAACCCUGAACACAGAGGAGGAAGGCUUAAAACUUGUCUCCAUGAAUGAGAAAUUCGAAGCUUAA
Molecule: messenger RNA, 1565 nt
Organism: Nelumbo nucifera (sacred lotus)
Lineage: Eukaryota; Viridiplantae; Streptophyta; Magnoliopsida; Proteales; Nelumbonaceae
Product: putative folate-biopterin transporter 6
Source: RefSeq, a predicted model, not a curated record